This is a messenger RNA of Drosophila rhopaloa, 637 nucleotides long. RefSeq lists its product as uncharacterized. Lineage: Eukaryota; Metazoa; Arthropoda; Insecta; Diptera; Drosophilidae. The record is from RefSeq and is a predicted model, not a curated record. Gene Ontology annotation, molecular function: structural constituent of chitin-based larval cuticle. Gene Ontology annotation, cellular component: chitin-based extracellular matrix. The coding region runs from base 78 to 509 and encodes 143 amino acids. The transcript has 2 exons.
CCGCUCAACGAUCCACAGUCCAAAGUCGCUUGCAGCGAAAGACAUCGAGUGCAGAGAGUUUAACCACCCCAGAAAAUAUGUUCAAAUUCGUGUUGAUCGCCAGCCUGCUGGUCGCCAUCGCCUUGGCAGCUCCCCGCGAUGAAACCGAAGCGGAAAGAUUAGACAGGGAGGAAUUGGAGAGAUAUCAGAAUGAAAAUGCUCAAUACGAGUUUAAUUCCAACGUGAACGAUCAGAUAAACGAUGGUCAAAUCACACGGCAAGAGCAGCGCGAGGGAGGCACUGUUCGAGGUUCCUACAGCUACUUCGAUGGAUUUGUUCAACGCCGUGUCGAAUACAUUGCCGACAAGGAUGGCUACAGGGUGCUUAAGGACGAGAUGAAGGACGUUGGCAAUGGUCCUCAGUUCAAUCCGGAAGGCCAAGCUGACGUUGAGGGCUCCCUGAUCGGCAAGUACUCCAUCAAGUUGGACACAACCGACGAUGAGAAGCACUACAAGGACAUUCAUGCCUAGAAAAAAAUGAAUUGAAGGAUUUCUAACAUUUAGAAAUGGACUGAAUACUUCGUAGAGCCUUAAUCUAGAGUAAACACCUUCUAAACGAUUGUAUUUUUCUUUAAAAUAAAAUAUUGACAAAAUUAAAA